Molecule: messenger RNA, 7493 nt
Organism: Rhinolophus ferrumequinum (greater horseshoe bat)
Lineage: Eukaryota; Metazoa; Chordata; Mammalia; Chiroptera; Rhinolophidae
Gene: ZBTB21
Product: zinc finger and BTB domain containing 21
Exons: 3
Coding region: 237-3398 (1053 amino acids)
Biological process (GO): regulation of transcription by RNA polymerase II; negative regulation of DNA-templated transcription
Cellular component (GO): nucleus
Molecular function (GO): protein binding; DNA-binding transcription factor activity, RNA polymerase II-specific; RNA polymerase II cis-regulatory region sequence-specific DNA binding
Source: RefSeq, a predicted model, not a curated record
CACGUGACGAGCGCUGCCUGCGAUGACCUCAUCCCUGGUGUGGGAUGACGUCAAAUUCAAGAUGGAUGGAAUCACAGCGGCAGCGGCGGCUGCGGCGCGCGCGAGCCGAGUGUGAGCGGAAAGGGGCCCGGCGUCUGCCUCCGGGCUGAAGGCCGGAAACAACAUGAAAUAGAAACCAUUCAGGCAGAGUUUGGGAAGAUAUUUGUGUGCGAGGAGCCAAGUGAUAAGCCCAAGCAAUGGAGGGGUUACUGCAUUACAUCAACCCGGCACAUGCCAUUUCUCUCCUGAGUGCGCUCAACGAGGAGCGUCUCAAAGGCCAGCUGUGUGACGUGCUUCUGAUCGUUGGAGACCAAAAAUUCCGAGCUCAUAAAAAUGUCCUGGCUGCCAGCAGUGAAUACUUCCAGAGCUUAUUCACAAAUAAGGAAAAUGAGUCCCAGUCUGUAUUUCAGCUUGACUUUUGUGAACCAGAUGCUUUUGAUAAUGUUUUGAACUACAUUUAUUCUUCAUCUUUGUUUGUCGAGAAAGGCAGCCUUGCGGCUGUGCAAGAACUAGGAUACAGCCUGGGGAUUUCCUUUUUGACGAACAUUGUUUCUAAGACCCCUCAAGCCCCCAUUCCAGUGUGUCCCAACAGAAAAAAAAUAUUCAUAGAACAUGAUGAGAACAGUUCUCAAAAGAGAAGUGUCAUCGUCUGUCAAAGUAGAAACGAAGCACAAGGAAAAACCGUCAGUCAGAACCCACCCGAUACCAGCCACGCUCCCCGGCCCUCCCCUAGCAUUGCGGUCAAGACCAGCACCAGUAAGCCACAUGUUCCAAAGGCAGUGGAACCACUGCACAGUCUGUCACUGACCGAAAAGAGUUGGCCCAAAGAUGGUCCUGUGGGCUACGUGAAGGCCCUUGAGCAUUCUGUAGCUUUGGACGACCCCAGCAGAAGCAGUCAGGUGAAAAGGAAUGCCGCGCUGCCUUCCGCACCGCUGCAGGACAGAGAGGCAGCGGAUGACAAACCAGGCGCCAGCGCUCAGCUUCCCAAAGGAAAAGCCAUAGAGCUGGCUUUGAAGCGGCCGCGGCCACCUGUCUUGUCUCUUCGCAGCUCCUCGGAGACGCCCUAUCUGUUGAAAGAAACCAGCCGAGGCAGUGGGCCGGGCGAGGAUAGGAACUUGCUGUACUACUCGAAGUUGGGCUUGGUGAUCCCGUCCAGCGGGUCUGCUGCUGCGACCCAGAGCAUCGACAGAAGCGGCCCGCUCGUGAAGAGCCUCCUCCGGCGGUCACUGUCGAUGGACAGCCAGGUCCCUGUCUACUCGUCCUCGCUAGAUUUGAAAUCUUCCCAGGGGCCCUCCUCAGUGCCGGGGGAUGCACCCGGGACUGCGUUUUGUGCUUUGUCUCAAAAGUCAUCUUUAAAAGACUGUGGUGAGAAGCCAGUCCUGGACGAGCGGCCUCCAGCCGCGCAGCCGCACCGCCUCAGGUCCUUGAGUGCAUCUCAGCCCGUGGAGAGGGAGGGCGCCGAGGUGCGAAUCAAGACGGAGCCCCGCAGCCCACUGGCGGACCCCUCCGACAUCAUCCGCGUCACGGUGGGAGACGCCACGGCCGCGUCCUCCGGCACGAGAGACCUUUCUCUGAAAGCAGAAGACGACCAGAAAGACAUGAGCAGACUCCCGGCCAAAAGGCGGUUCCAGGCAGACAGAAGGCUGCCGUUUAAGAAGCUAAAGGUGGACGAGCACGGCUCCCCGGUGUCGGAAGAUAACUUUGAGGGCGGCUCGAGCCCUCCUCUCCUCCAUGCGGACUUUCCAGACUCUGACUUGAAUAAGGAGGAAUUUGGUGAGUUGGAGGGCACAAGAUCAAACAAAAAGUUUAAAUGCAAACAUUGCCUUAAGAUCUUUAGAUCAACAGCGGGUCUUCACCGGCACAUUAACAUGUACCAUAAUCCAGAAAAGCCCUAUGCCUGUGACAUCUGUCACAAACGGUUUCACACAAACUUCAAAGUGUGGACCCACUGUCAGACCCAGCACGGCAUCGUGAAGAAUCCGUCACCGGCCUCUAGUUCACAUGCCGUUUUGGAUGAAAAAUUCCAGAGAAAGCUGAUUGACAUAGUGAGAGAGAGAGAGAUUAAGAAGGCCCUGAUCAUUAAAUUGAGGCGCAGCAAGCCCGGUUUUCAGGGCCAGAGUAGCUCCCAAGCCCAAGCCAUCAAGAGGAACUUGCGAUCGCGAGCCAAAGGAGCGUACAUUUGUUCGUACUGUGGCAAAGCCUAUCGCUUUCUCUCGCAGUUCAAACAGCACAUAAAAAUGCACCCGGGAGAGAAGCCCCUUGGAGGACACAAGGCCGCGAAGCCGAGAGAGCACGCUGCCCUGGGCCCGGUAGAGAAGGAGGUUUUCCAGUGCCGCCUCUGUAACGCUAAGCUCUCUUCUCUCCUAGAGCAAGGAAGCCACGAGCGACUGUGCCGCAGCGCAACCGUGUGCCCUUACUGCAGCCUCAGGUUUUUCUCGCCCGAGCUCAAGCACGAGCACGAGAGCAGGUGUGAGUACAAGAAGCUGACGUGCCUGGAGUGCAUGCGCACGUUCAAGUCGUCCUUCAGCAUCUGGCGACACCAGGUCGAGGUCCACAACCAGAACUCCAUGGCGCCGGCCGAAAACCUCUCCCUGCCCGGCCUGGACCACAACGGGGAGCUCACGGGCUCCUCCAGGCCCCAGGCCGAGCCCCCGAAGGCCAACCACGUGGGCACGGCCAAAGACGACACGGCGUGCAGCAGCGACUGCUCGGAGCAGGUGAACUUCGACUCGGAAGAUUCCUCCUGUCUCCCCGAGGACCUCAGCCUUUCGAAGCCCCUCAAAAUCCAAGUGAAAGAGGAGCCUGUGGAGGAGGCCGAGGUGGAGGCGCCUGAGGCCAGCGCCGCCCCCAAAGGAGCCGCGCCCAGCAAGGACCCCGGCCUGUGGCCCUGCGAGAAGUGCGGCAAGACGUUCACGGUGCCCAAGCAGCUGGAGCGGCACCAGGAGCUGCUGUGCUCCGUGAAGCCCUUCAUCUGCCACGUUUGCAACAAAGCGUUUCGCACCAACUUUCGGCUCUGGAGUCACUUCCAGUCCCACAUGUCUCAGGCUACGGAGGACGCGGCGCCCAAGGAUUCGGAUGUGCGCCCCGUCCCCACAAACUCGCCGUCCCCGCCGCCUCUGCCCCCGCCACCCCCGCUGCCCAAGAUCCAGCCGCUGGAGCCCGACAGCCCCACGGGCCUGUCUGAGAACACGGCCCCCACCACGGAGAGGUUGUUUGUGCCCCAGGAAUCGGACACGCUCUUUUACCACGCCCCGCCCCUCUCGGCCAUCACAUUUAAGAGACAGUUCAUGUGUAAACUUUGCCACAGGACCUUCAAGACCGCCUUUAGUCUUUGGAGUCACGAACAGACCCACAAUUAGAGGGCCACCCCGUCCCCCCUGUAACCACAGGGGGGGCAGCCUCCAGAUUUCAGCCUGCAUUGUGAAAUGUGUCGUAAGAAAGAACCUAUUUUUUACAAAAGAAUAAUAAAGGUUGGAAAUUGUUAUGCUUGAAUAUAAGUUUGAGGUAAACUGAUGUUACUUAGUAAUGUCCUUACUUAACUGAGGAAAACUGAAAACUGUGCUUCUGGACCUGCAGUCACACGUGACGCGACUUCGUGGGUGUGGAAAGCCGCUCGCUCUGGUGGUCUGCAUGACUCCUCAUUCCACAGCGUCAGCAGGGUCUGCUACUCGGGCUGCUUUUGUUUCCUUACUGAUUUGCCGUUAGUGAAAUACUAUUAUAGGAUUUCUUCUUUGGAUUAUAUCAGACACAUAAGUUCUAGUUAAAUCUCAGCCAUGUUUUUAAGUCCAGAAUGUAUAAGGAAGAAGUGGGGUAGUUUGCAGUAUCGAUUUAGGUCUUUAGCAAUAAAAAAAAAAAAAAAUGAUAAACCUCAACUUUAAUAAGUUAUCCUGACACUUGAUAAAAAUAUUUGGCAUUUUCUGGUCACGUAGAACUUUUUUUUGUAUGAAAAUUGUGAAAAAUUUAAAUCAGCAAUAGUAAUACUUAGAUUUUUAUAAAACAAAAACUUGCUCUUGGGUCAUUUAAUAUAAUUAUUGAUGAAAGACUUGGGCAACGAAAAUAUUAAGACUUCUGACAGGCCUCUAAAGUCAGUUUACAAAAGUGUCAGUGGCGACAGGCGUUGUAAUCAAAACUGUGCGUGCUGUGUACACAUCACAGUUCUAAGUUCAGACCAGCAUUUGAGGACUGUAAAUAUUUGGUUUUCUCGGAUUUAUGCUGCCACACAUUGAAAAUCUGAGUGUAUUUGGGACAAAGAUAACAUGGCACUAAUUUUGAAUUUAACAACAUUAGGAUAACAAAUAAGAAGGUCGGGACAUAUAUUUACACGGGUCCGUAGCCCCCCGAGUCAGGACAGCUGCUCUGAAUCCUGAAUUAACCAUCUCCCUCCAGAGUCUUGAAGCAGAGGACAAACACCACACUGCAUGCAGUCUCUACAUGCUUUUCAAGAACAAUAUUUACAGUAUCCAGUUUCCUGCCUUUGUCUUGUGUUGAGUUCCGUUAGAAUUUGUUGGAGUUUAUCGUGGUGAAACAUCCAUAGUGAAACCAUUCUGCUUUGAGUUGCUGCUUAGUAUUUCAUAAAUCCAUAUUAAAGUGUACUGUCAAGGGUUCAAAAGUAGUUUUUCUACUUAUUUUGGCCCAUAGGGUUUAGGCUUCUUCUUUUUUUCCUAUUUCACAUAAGUUGUAAUUAAAAGCCUUUUAGUAAGUGUUAUCGAAAGUUCAAGGGGCUGUUUCAGAUGGGAAAAUUUUUAUUUCAUUUGUGUGUGGGGGGGGCAGGGGCAGGAUUAGAUACAUAAAAGAAAAAUUGUGGAAACUACGAAACCCUUUUUAAGGUAGUGAUAUGGAUUAAGACUCCAGGUUUAUUAACUGUUGGCAAGCUAUUCUUUCAAAUUUAAAAAAUCAACUACUGGGACUAAAAUAAUUUGCUGAGUAGUUAAAAUUUGCACCAGCAGGAAAGACGUGCCCUCGUCGGUCUCGACCCACAUUUCCAUAUCAGUGGUAGGAAAGAUAGUCUUUUUAUUGAAACAAGCAUUUUUAUAAAAUACAAAUUGACUUUGAACAUUAUAGAAAUUAUAUAUGUACUUUUGCCUUUUAUUCUUUCAUUUGAAAGUUACCAAAAGUCCCAAAAAUAUUUGAGUGGUUACUGCCUAUUUCUAGUCUUACUUGAAUUUGAUGGAGAAAGGGGAAUAAAAUUAGAGUUAAUGAUUAUUACCAUCUUUAUAUUUUCUUGAAGAAAUCUAUGCAUUUUAAAGACAAAACUAAAGCAUGCGAUUUUACUUGAAACAUUAGGGUGGAUUAUCAUUCAUUGAGGCCAUUCCCCAUAUAAGUGGUAUUUCUUGCUCUGCGCACCUCGGUAGCUGUCACUUCAGAAGAAGAGUUUCCCUCAGAGUAAUCAUUACUUACAGCUGUUAGAGUAUCUAUAAGAAUUCCACGAUACACAGUAUCUUGGCAUUGUAAAUCAGUAUCCCAAGACUUGAACCUUUAUGCUACAUUUUUGAGGAUUUUUUAAUGUUAAUCAGUAAAAAAUAUUUUUGAUCUAAAUACAGGCUCUGCGUAUCUGUUGGAUUUUAAAAGGUUGCCAGUGUUUUGUCUUGUUCACAUUUUUGUCUAGGCAAGGAACAUAAGAUUUCAAGUAAAAUUUUGAACCAAAAACAUUUAUAAUGCAGUUCUGGUUUUUCUAUUACUUUUUAUACUGUAUCUUAAAAGCACUAGGCUGAAAGAGUUUAUUUUGGUGGUCAAAAAAUAAAAUAUGCUUCCACUCAUGUAAUAACUAUUUUAAAUGUUAAGAAGUAAACUAAUGAAAGACAUGUUAAUUACUUUAUUCAAUAAACAGGUUUUUUAAGAAUGUUUAUCUCAGCCAGUGGGCAAAUACUUGGUAUGAGACAACUUGGUCUUUCAUUGUUACAACUCUUUAGCAAAGAUAUUCUUGAAAAAGUUUUUUCUGAUUGUGAUUAAUUUUUGAAAAUGUAAAAAGCUCAUUAUUCCUUGUAAGUAUUCAGGAUGCCUGCUUUUUUAUGCCGUUGUGGAAAGAAUGUAAGAUGUUUUAAUAUAUUCUUUGUUAAUCUAAGAAUCUGUUAUUUUCUUCAGGUGGGGGAGGGAGGGAAGAACACCGUAAAACAUGUUUUUAUCAAGGUAAGCAAUGGAGGUAACAAAUAGUGUACAUUUUUUAUAGUAAUAUUUCAAGAUUCAUAGAAUAUUUACCUUUCAAACUGGUUACAGUUAGUAUGCAUUUAUAAUUUUAUCAAAAUAUACGACUAACAAUUCAACAGUGACGUCAUGUGCAUUUGUGUGGAGGUGUAAGUGGUCCUUGGUUUUCUGAUUUGGAACGGUCAUUCUAGCCUUCUCUUUAAAAAUAUGCCCCAGCACUUCAUUGGUGAAUAUGUAAUCCACACACGGCACCCUUGGUGCUGAGAAUAGAAACUGAGACAAGAAUAAAACAUGCCCUUUGGUGGAGGCAUGGGGUGCUUUCCUCUGCGGGCAGCUGGACAGUCAGGGUGAGGGAGACACAAGAAUUAACUGAUCUAAAGUCAGCCUUUGUUCCCUCAAGUUUCUGUGUGUGUGUGAGCACGCGCACCUACAACCCAGGUCCUCUCGGAAGUCUAGGAAGUAAAAUUAUUUCAAUUUUCUUACUACAGAAAUAAUUAGGUGUCAUUCAUGACAGGUUCUUUAUAAUUGCACUAAUUAAUAUUGGAAUAUUACAAGUUAGUUUUAUCAAUUUCUCAUGUCUCCCUGAUGUGUUUUGCAAUAAUUGUGAAAAGCAUUGGUUGAAAUAAUGCCAACACAUACUCUUUAAUAAGUUCUGUAACACUGGCUUUUUUAAGUUUUCAAAAUAGGUUUUUCUCUUGUGGCUUUAGCACUUUAAGAAGUUUGACGUUUGCAUAAUUUCCAGUUUGCUCGUUCAGUGCUUCUCUGUUUUCUAGCUAUGGCUUUGCCAUGUGACAGAAGAAUCCCGAAUAGUCAGUGUUUAGAUUCUGGAGGGGAAAAAUGAGUUAAUGUCAGGUUUUUUAAAAAUUCCUUUUAGAGACAGCCAUUUGAGAACCAAAGUAUUUUACUGUAAAUUUUUAAAAGAAUUGAAUUCCGUGCUCUUUGGUCAUUUUUGAGUGCUGUCCAGGUUUUCCACAAAGUUGUCUUUGGUUAAUACUGAUAUUCAAUAGGUGAUCAUUUCUUAUUGACAUUCAUCCAAGACUUUCAAAAUUUUCAUUAAGUAAGUGCUUAUUGUUAAAAGAAAAACAAAUGUGGUUUUAUAAUUGUGUAUAUUUUGUUGUCAUUUGCCUUAGCAGAAUAAAACAUGGUUCAGUUUUCUUUAGGAAUAAGUUGUUUUGGACUGAAAAUUCAUAGUAAAAUAGGAUUUCUAUCUAAUGUUAAUCCAUUGCUUAUUUGUAUCCAAUUCUUUUGUCUGUUUACUUUGCUUAAAUCUUGACUAAGAAUGAUUGGAGUCAAUAAAUUUGUACUGUAUUUUG